AUAUGUAUUUCAUAUGAACACUAUGUCAAACAUGAAUAAAAAAGAAAUGUAUGAAAACAGGAGAUUUCAUCAUCCUUAUGAACCUUAUAAGAUCCAAAUUGAGUUUAUGGAAGCGUUGUAUUCAACAGUUGAAGCGGGAGGAAUUGGUAUCUUUGAGUCGCCUACAGGAACAGUAGGUUGAGAGGGCAUAAGAGGAGAAAGUAAAGAUGACAGGGAAAAUCAUUGAGUAUUAUCUGUGGAGCAAUGGAAUGGCUUAGAAAACAUGAGGAAUUAUUAGUAAUUGAAGGGGAGAAUGAUGAGCCAGAAUGGAUUAUUAAAUAUGAAAUUGAAAAGAAAAAAGAAAUAAUUAAAGAAAGAAAAAGGGAAAUAGAGGAUAGAUUAGAGAAGAUUAGGAAGGAGGAGAUAAGUAGAAUGAAAUUGGCAAAAAACAGGGAAAAUUUUAUCAAAAAAAAGCGACUAGACAAAAAAAAGGAUAUAAAUGAGGAAUUGGAAGAUGAAAACUUUUUAGUAGAUGAUUAUAAUAGUGAUGAAGAAUUUCCAGGGACAAUUCAUGUAAAAUCUAUUGAUAGUAAUAACUUUUCGCCUCAAGUAUUACAAUUAUUACAAAAACUUGAAUAUCGGAAUGAAAAUAGUAGUUUUUUAGAUGAAGAGGAAUAUCCAGAGGAAACUAAGAUUAUCUAUGCAUCACGAACACAUUCUCAAUUGACACAAUUUAUUAAUGAGCUACGACGUGUUUCAUUUCCAUCUACAUUUGAAGAAGAUAAUAUACAACCAAUAAAACAUAUUACAUUGGCAUCACGUAAGAAUCUAUGUAUCAAUUCUAAAGUUUUAAAACUAUCUGAUAUUAAUUCAAUAAAUGAGAAAUGCAUUGAGCUUCAGAAGCAUGAAACUACAGAACAAGGUAGAUGUAAAUAUCUUCCCAAAAAUGAUAAGACAAAAAUACACAAUUUUAGGGAUCAUGCAUUAGCUAAUAUUCGUGACAUUGAAGAUCUUGUCUCAUUAGGUCAAGAAUUAGAAAUAUGUCCAUAUUAUUCAUCAAGAACUGCUCUUAAACUUGCAGAGAUAAUUACAUUGCCAUAUCCUCUUCUUUUACAAGCAUCUGCUCGUGAAGCACUCAAUAUAUCUCUUAAAGAUCAUAUAGUUAUUAUAGAUGAGGCACACAAUUUAAUAGAUGCUAUAACAUCAAUACAUUCAAGUACAAUAACAUUAGAUCAAGUUUCAUUAGCAUUGGAUCAAAUCAAUGGUUAUCUUUCUAAAUUUAAUAAAAGACUUAAAGGAAAAAAUAAGGUUUACAUAAAGCAAAUAAUAAAAUUGCUACAAAACAUAAAUGAUUUUAUGAAGCAAAAAUCUGAUAUUGUCGGGGACAUUCAAGUUAAACAAUCUGAGUUACUAUUUUCUGGGGGAGCAGAUCAAGUAAACAUAUAUAAAUUAGAAAAAUACAUAAAAAAUAGUGGAUUGGCCAGGAAAAUAGAUAGUUAUUUUGAAAAAACAUCUAGGAAUCUAUCAGGAGAGAAAAAAGACAACGAAAAUAGUAAUAUACCCAAAUUACCAGUCCUUUCUCAUAUCCAAACAUUUCUUUUAAACUUAACAAAUCCUUUUACAGAAGGAAAGCUAUUUUUUGGACAUAUAGAAGAAGCCAAAAUUAACAACAAAACAAAAACAAACUGUUAUUUAAAAUAUCUACUUCUUAAUCCAUGUCAUUAUUUUAAAGAAAUAGUUGAUGAAGCAAAAGCAGUAAUUCUUGCAGGUGGAACAAUGGAACCAAUGGAUGAUUUCAUUUAUCAACUUUUCCCUUACAUGCCAAAAGAAAAGAUACAUAAAUUUUCAUGUGGACAUAUUAUAUCACCAAAUAAUUUAUGUGCUAUAGUAAUAUCUACAGGGCCUAGCAGAAAAGAAUUCAUAUUCAAUUAUGAAAAAAGGAACAAUAAUGAUAUGUUAAACGAACUUGGCAGUACUUUAAUAAAUUUAUGUAGAGUUAUACCAGAUGGAGUUAUUUGUUUUUUUCCAAGUUAUGAUUAUUUAGAAAAUAUAAUUAAAAAAUGGACUAUAAAGCAAGAAGGUGCAAAGUUUUCUAUAUGGGAAAGACUUGAACAAAAAAAAAGAAUUUUUAAAGAAGAACGGUUUUCAACAAAUAUUGAAAAUAUAUUACAAAGUUAUUCAAAUGCAAUUGAUUCCUCAAAUACUUCAACAUGCAAUGGCGCUCUUCUUUUAUCUGUCGUCAAUGGCAAAUUAUCUGAAGGAAUCAAUUUUUCUGAUAAACUUGGACGAGGCGUAAUUAUUAUAGGCCUUCCUUUCCCAAAUAAUCAAACCGCCGAAUGGAAAGCUAAACUAGAAUUUAUUGAAAAUAACUUUCGUCAAUAUUCUAAACAUAAUCCAGAUACUCAAAAAACUUCAAUUGAUGAAUCUCUUAAAUAUAUUAAAAAAGAAUACUAUGAAAACAUUUGCAUGCGUUCUGUCAAUCAAUCUAUAGGAAGAGCUAUAAGACAUCAAAAUGAUUAUGCUGCUAUCAUUUUUAUAGAUAAACGUUAUGAAUCUCAACAAAUACGCAACAAAAUUCCUAAAUGGAUAAAUGAUAAUAUCAUUCCAACAAAUAUCACAAUUAAUAACAAUUUUGGUUUAUCUUUAAAAUAUAUCACUGACUUCUUCUUCAAAAAAAAAUAACUUUUAUUUCUAUUCAGCAAUUCUCAAACAAAAUACAACAUAUCAC
This is a messenger RNA of Pneumocystis carinii B80, 2707 nucleotides long. RefSeq lists its product as hypothetical. The transcript has 11 exons. Gene Ontology annotation, molecular function: DNA binding; DNA helicase activity; ATP binding. Lineage: Eukaryota; Fungi; Ascomycota; Pneumocystomycetes; Pneumocystales; Pneumocystaceae. The record is from RefSeq and is a predicted model, not a curated record. Gene Ontology annotation, biological process: establishment of sister chromatid cohesion; nucleobase-containing compound metabolic process. Gene Ontology annotation, cellular component: nucleus. Bases 244 to 2661 code for a protein of 805 amino acids.